AUGGAGAGUGAGUACUACGCGACAAAACGCGACAUUGACAAUCAGACACGAAACAUCAACCAGACACGAAAAAAUGACGAAACUAAGACACAGGACUCUGACAUGCUCAACCAGAUUCUUAAGUUACUUGGUGACCAAAACAGAAAAUUUGACACUUUAGACAAAAGAUUUGACGCUUUAGACGAGAAAAACGAAAAUUUAAAACGUGACAUUGGGAAAUUUGACACUAAAUUCGAUGAACUGACACGGGACAUAAAACAAUCGAGACAAAUUGCCUACUUGACAGAAACCACCAAUAGUCUUGGAAGGAAAUUUACUGACUUAUCAGACAAGGUUACGAGACAAGAAAAGGAAAAGUUAGAAAAACUUGAAGACAGAGCAGAUGUAGCAUCUUUAAAGAAUGACACAACUCUAGCAGAAAAACUUGUACAUGAAUGCAAAUUAUGUGAUGAUUAUUUAGAUGAGAAGUUUGAGACAAUGACACAGAUCAUUUUAGAUAAGACAAAGGAACAACUUCUACAACAGCAGGAACAACGACAGUUUGAUUGGCAGCUAUCUGACCAACAGCAACAGCGAUUGUGGCUUCUACAACUGCAGGAACAACGACAGUUUGAUUGGCAGCUAUCUGACCAACAGCAACAGCGCUUGUGGCUUCUACAACAGCAGGAACAACGACAGUUUGAUUGGCAGCUAUCUGACCAACAGCAACAGCGCUUGUGGCUUCUACAACAGCAGGAACAACGACAGUUUGAUUGGCAGCUAUCUGACCAACAGCAACAGCGCUUGUGGCUUCUACAACAGCAGGAACAACGACAGUUGAUUGGCAGCUAUCAGACCAACAGCAACAGCGCUUGUGGCUUCUACAACAGCACGAACAACGACAGUUUGAUUGGCAGCUAUCUGACCAACAGCAACAGCGCUUGUGGCUUCUACAACAGCAGGAACAAGGACAGUUUGAUUGGCAGCUAUCUGACCAACAGCAACAGCGCUUGUGGCUUCUACAAAAGCAGGAACAACGACAGUUUGAUUGGCAGCUAUCUGACCAACAGCAACAGCGCUUGUGGCUUCUACAACAGCAGGAACAACGACAGUUUGAUUGGCAGCUAUCUGAACAACAGCAACAGCGCUUGUGGCUUCUACAACAGCAGGAACAACGACAGUUUCAUUGGCAGCUACCUGACCAACAGCAACAGCGCUUGUGGCUUCUACAACUGCAGGAACAACGACAGUUUCAUUGGCAGCUAUCCGACCAACAGCAACAGCGCUUGUGGCUUCUACAACAGCAGGAACAACGACAGUUUGAUUGGCAGCUAUCUGACCAACAGCAACAGCGCUUUUGGCUUCUACAACUGCGGGAACAACGACAGUUUGAUUGGCAGCUAUCUGACCAACAGCAACAGCGCUUGUGGCUUCUACAACAGCAGGAACAACGACAGUUUGAUUGGCAGCUAUCUGACCAACAGCAACAGCGCUUGUGGCUUCUACAACAGCAGGAACAACGACAGUUUGAUUGGCAGCUAUCCGACCAACAGCAACAGCGCUUGUGGCUUCUACAACAGCAGGAACAGUGACAGUUUGAUUGGCAGCUAUCUGACCAACAGCAACAGCGCUUGUGGCUUCUACAACAGCAGGAACAACGACAGUUUGAUUGGCAGCUAUCUGACCAACAGCAACAGCGCUUGUGGCUUCUACAACAGCAGGAACAACGACAGUUUGAUUGGCAGCUAUCUGACCAACAGCAACAGCGCUUGUGGGCAGCCAUCUGACCAACAGCAACAGGGCUUGUGGCUCCUACAACAGCAGGAACAACGACAGUUUGAUUGGCAGCUAUCUGACCAACAGCAACAGCGCUUGUGGCUUCUACAACAGGAGGAACAACGACAGUUUGAUGGGCAGCUAUCUGACCAACAGCAACAGCGCUUGUGGCUUCUACAACAGCAGGAACAACGACAGUUUGAUUGGCAGCUAUCUGACCAACAGCAACAGCGCUUGUGGCUUCUACAACAGCAGGAACAACGACAGUUUGAUUGGCAGCUAUCUGACCAACAGCAACAGCGCUUGUGGCUUCUACAACAGCAGAAACAACGACAGUUUGAUUGGCAGCUUUCUGACCAACAGCAACAGCGCUUGUGGGCAGCUAUCUGA
Messenger RNA from Schistocerca serialis cubense, 2145 nucleotides. RefSeq lists its product as uncharacterized. The record is from RefSeq and is a predicted model, not a curated record. Lineage: Eukaryota; Metazoa; Arthropoda; Insecta; Orthoptera; Acrididae. The coding region runs from base 1 to 2145 and encodes 714 amino acids. The transcript is spliced from 3 exons.